Molecule: messenger RNA, 756 nt
Organism: Engraulis encrasicolus (European anchovy)
Lineage: Eukaryota; Metazoa; Chordata; Actinopteri; Clupeiformes; Engraulidae
Product: epigen-like
Exons: 5
Coding region: 124-609 (161 amino acids)
Biological process (GO): positive regulation of cell population proliferation; positive regulation of mitotic nuclear division; epidermal growth factor receptor signaling pathway
Source: RefSeq, a predicted model, not a curated record
UCGAGAUCUGUGGAGAAGAAGACUUACCUUCAAACAGAGCACAAGUCUUUGGAGUUUUCCAUCCAACAGUUUCAAAAGUGCAAGAGUUUUAAAACUUCGCAGCAGAUCUACUACAUCAGUAUCAUGGCCCAAACGUUGUUUCACCUGUUUCUUCAGCACCUGCUUGUAGUUGCUGCUAUGGUCUUCCUGAUGUCUGUGUUUGGGGAGUGCACUGAGGGGAUGCCCACCACCACAUACUCAGUGCUACUGGCAAACUCCAGCCAAGAGAGUCUCGAGGGACCCCGAGUUCUGAGGUCACAGAAGCAACCUUGCAGCGACGACAAAAAGGACUACUGUCUCCAUGGAGACUGCUUCGUCUACACACAUCCAGAUGGCAAGGAAGAAUUCAGUUGCACGUGUAAGCCUGGUCAUUCAGGGGAUCGCUGUGACCACGCCAUCCUGGAGACAGGGGGAUGCUGGGGGAGCAGUGCUGAGGAGAUGAUUGGCAUCAUCCUCGGUGUGACUCUACUUCUGGGCUGUGUCGCUGGCGCCAUCUACUGUUGCGCAAGGAAAUGGUGUCGGAGGGAAUCACUACCAUACCAGACCUACAAAGGACAAGAACCUGUGUGACUGAAUUUAAACAGAUUUCAUCAAAAUUCCCUUGUUCUUGUUAACUUAUUUGUUAUUCUAUAUUUGUUAUUCUAUUUUGAACCUACUUUUAAAUUAAAACCUAUGUAUUGAUUAUUUAAUAUUUUUAAAAUAAAGCUUUUUAAAUAA